Messenger RNA from Melampsora larici-populina 98AG31, 882 nucleotides. RefSeq lists its product as uncharacterized. Bases 1 to 882 code for a protein of 293 amino acids. The transcript is spliced from 6 exons. The record is from RefSeq and is a predicted model, not a curated record. Lineage: Eukaryota; Fungi; Basidiomycota; Pucciniomycetes; Pucciniales; Melampsoraceae.
AUGUCUUUGCUCAAGGAGCUCAGAUCAAGCCUUCAAACCACAAAAUAUCUUACACGUGCAUGUUUUGUGAGGCCAGGACUCCGUGCUGAUAUUGAGCUGAUCGAGACUCAGAAUCGUGCCUUCAAACCCUUUGGACACAAAAUAUCUUACGCGUCAAUGAAUCCAUUAGCCAUGUCAAGACACCUUCUUGGAUGGGUUGCAUUGGCUUUGUUAGUGGUAACGAUUCCAGCUAUCCCCAAAACUCUUCACCAGUACCUCAUCGGGAGUUUCAGUAUUCGCGUUCCGACAGCCUCGUACUGGUACUGUACCUAUAUUGGUGGGCCUUAUUUCUGUGGACCCAAAGGCCAUAGUCAUUCAAGAAAGGUGGCUUCACUAUCAAAUACUGUCACAUCGACUGCACGGUUUUCUGGCCUGCAAGCUCAGAUAGAUGAUGCCAUCCCCCUGGCCAAGAGAGGCUCGGAUUUCGCUGCGAGUGUCGGUGCUCAAUUUGCAGAGGAAAACAUGCAGCUACAAAAGUUCAAGGCUGGCAUUCCAAUUUGGAAACGUUUAAUGAACUUCGGAAGUUGGGAUAGUCAAUCGCUUAAUAGGAAUAUCGCGAUGACCUCGGCAAGCGCAUCGACAUUAAGGUCUAUUGCGACGAAGCUCGAAGACCUCCGUGCAACUCUUGUAACCUUUGAGGGCAAUGCGAAACAUUUUCGAGCUGAAAUUAUUGGCAAUCAUGUGGCGUGUCGUGAGCUAGCAAUCGAAGACGAGUUUUGCGCAAUGAGCCAGGUCAUUGCUCGCUUCAACCAGCUUUCCGAGGCAGCUGCUAUCAAGUCUAAAACUCCUCUCCUGAUCUUGCCUACCCCAACCCUUGAAGGUGUACACCGAUUUACUACUUAG